UAAUUCUCCACUUUUAUGUUCCAAUAAAGAAUAAAAUUUCCGAAAGUUUUCGAAACAGUUUUAGAAUAUUUUUUGAGUUAAAUAAAUUAUCCCAAAUUGAAGUUUACAAGCAACAAAUCAGCUAAUUUUCAUAAUUAUAAAUACCGUAUAUUUUAUAUAGGCGUAGACAUACUUAACUACAACUAGCAUUACCAAUAUGGCUCAUCACACGGUUAUAACAUUGGAGAAGCCUCUCCAGCAUUUGGCAUUAUCCGAUUGGAAUGCUCGUGUAAAUCAAUUGCGCAAUAUAGCCGAUGCAAGACGGAGUGACGCUUUCAAGAUCCGACAUAGCUCACGAACUCUGCGCAACGAGACACGCAUCGAAGGCGAUUGGACGAAUUACGAAACUAAUGAAGCGUUAGCAGAUCGUAUUGCAGAGCUAGCGCGUUGGCGCGAAACAAUUGCCAGGACAUUCGAACGAAUUGAGCGAGAAAUGAAAAUGCUUGAGGAGGAGAAAGCUUCAACGGAACGGGAACUUGAAGCCAUGCAGACACCUAUUAGUGUUAUUGCAGAAUGCUUGACUAUGCGCGAUUGUCGUUUAGGGUCUGAAUUGACCUACGACGACGCUGAUACCGAGAUUAAAAACGAAUUGGCGGUUAUUGAGAAUAAUCAACGCCUGCUUGCCGACCAAUGCCAGAGGGCUUGGGAAAAACUAAGUCGCUUAGAGGAGGUGAAAUUUAAACUGGGGUUGGAGGUCGGAAACAAAGCCGAGGCUGAAGAAUUGGACGUAGCACAGCUUGAUUUAAAUAAAUUUGCAGCCAAUAUUACCUAUAAACCUGAUCCAACGCGUAAUCCAAAAAAUUGUUGCACCUAUCAAGGGUGGUUAGAUCACACCAAGAAUAUGAAGCAAAUGGCUGAGAACGAAUUGGCGGACACCUACGCUAUACGAGAAGCCUUGUUCGUGUGCCGUGAAAAGGCGCGCAAUAUGUUGAUAACACAGCAGGAACGCGCCGAGCAUGCCAUACGCAAACGUAUCUUCGAGACACAACGUGCACGUAAUGAACUGCAGUGGCAGCAAAUGAAGAUGAAAGAAGAAAUGGAGAAAGCUGUGUGCGAAAUAAAAACUUUGGAGCAAGCUCUAAGAGAUAAAACCGAUGGGUUGAAAUUAGCGGAGACACGUUUGGAGAACAGGGCACAACGCUCUGGCAUGGAACUGUGUUUGGAUGAGGCGCAUGACCAACUAUGUUUGGAGGUUCAAAAACUGCAGGCUAUACGUCGUCAUCUAAUGGACAAAAUUGAUGAAUCGAAAGCAAAUUACAAUUUGUUGGAGGAACAUGCACAGAAAAUUGACGUUGAUUUAGAGAACAAAGAGCAUUCCUUAAUGACCGACAUUCGGGCCUUAGACUUGCGCAAGCGUCUAAAAGGUGGUGAAUUUGGCCAAAAGCAAGCAACUCCUGCUACACAGACCGAUCGUAAUAUUGUACUAACUCAAAUGGAACAAGAAAUACCAAAAAAUUAAUUACGCUCCAUAUAUGUAUGUGUGUCUGUAACUUUGUCAAAUAUGUCCUUAUAUUGUUAUAUUGAUGUUUUCAAAUAUAUAACUAUAUUAAUUGAGUUUAAAA
Molecule: messenger RNA, 1601 nt
Organism: Zeugodacus cucurbitae (melon fly)
Lineage: Eukaryota; Metazoa; Arthropoda; Insecta; Diptera; Tephritidae
Product: tektin-B1
Exons: 4
Coding region: 197-1498 (433 amino acids)
Biological process (GO): cilium movement involved in cell motility; cilium assembly
Cellular component (GO): microtubule cytoskeleton; nucleus
Source: RefSeq, a predicted model, not a curated record